UGAAAAAUAUGUAAAGAUUGUUCAAGACUGAAGUGUUAUAGCAGGUUCUAUUAAUGAUUAACCGAGGCCGGACCUUUUAUACGAAGGGGAACGGUUGAAGACAGCACCGGGCUUUGACAUAAAGGAAUAUGUUGAAUGGCCAAAGCGAGCCAGGCCAAACUGGACUUGAGUGUAAAAGGAGGCGUUAGAGGCCAUGCUGCACUGGUCGGAAAUAUAACAAGGCCCAGCUGGAGUUUUGCAUUAAACGAAAGCGGUUCCAGACUCGAGAAAACCACGCUGGACAGGUCAGUGAUAAGGACAAAGCCAGGCCGGACAAUCUGUAGACUAGGCCGGACUAGCUAAAAACUGGACAAGGCAGGGAGAGGUUGGACAUCAAGGAAGUCCUGGCCGGACUGGUUACAGAUCAGGACAGGAUUUAAACUGGAGUUUUACACUAAAGGAAGACCGGUCAAGACCAAGCCGGACUGGCUGUGUACUAGGACAAAGCCAGGCCGGACAGGCUAAAGACCAGGGACAGCCAGUGCUACGUUAGAAAUUAUAGAAGGAAAUGGCCGGACGGCUUCAAGACCAGGCUGGAAUUUUACAUUAAAGGAAGCCGGUUCGAGCGCAGAGAAAACCGGGCCGAGCAGGUUAUUGACCAGGGGUGAGCCAGGCUGGAGUUUUAUGUGGAGGUAGAAUUUAAGGAUCAAAUAAGGGCGGACCGGACUGGCCGAAGAUCAAGAAGAGCCAGAGUGGACUUUUACGUAAAUAAAAUUCACGUAAGACCGGGCGAGACGAGGCUGGACUUCGGCAUAGAAGGGAAAGUGCUUGACAAUCAGAAAAGACCAAACCGAGCAGGCUACAGACCGGGACAAGACCAACCAGGCUGGAGCUUCGUGUAAAGGACGGCAGUUCGAGACCAGGUGAAGCCAGGCUGGAGUUUUAUGUUAAAGGAGGGAGAUUCGAGUCCGGACUAGGUCAGAGCCAAACUGGACUUGGGGGCCUUUUGUGAAGAAAGGGAGAAUGCGAAGAAGAGAUGGACUGCGACAUCAAAUCUGAAAACUAUAGUAUUAGCAAUAACAACAAUAAUAAUAAUAAUAAUAAUAAUAAUAAUAGCAAUAAUAGUAACAUUGAUAUUAUUAUUAGUAAGAACGAUGACGACGACGAUAACAAACAUGUUAUUCACAUUGAAGACGACUCUCCGACCGCGACCACCACAGUUAAUUCCGUUGAGGACCACCUCGUCGAUACGAACGGCACCAGCAGCAGCAACAACAGCAGCGGUGCUUCGAACGUCACCACGACAACGAGCACCGCCAACAGUGAGCUCCGCCGCCAGCACUAUCUCCUCCAGGAGCAGCGCUAUCGCCACCUCCAGCAACAGAGACAACAACAGCGCCACGUGAACAGCCGCAGCAUCACAUCGUCAUCGCCAUCAUCAUCAUCACCAUCGUCAUUAUCAUCAUCGUUAAACACGCCCUCCUCCGCCUCAUCCUCCAACACCACCACCGCUUCCACCACAAAUGCUAUCACCACCACCGCCACCACGACCAUCACUCACAACAACUACAGAAACAACAACAAACAUGUCGAUAAGACGUUCGGUUUGUUGAAGUGUGACUCUGAAUGUGUGCCGCAGGAGAAACUGGUGGAGUUUUUGGCGAGCAAGCCGAAAUUCAACCAGGCCGUCAUGAUAAGGAAAGGCAGGCAAAUUAUGCGCAAAGAUCUGGUGGGUAUCGAAGAAGGGCCCAACGGAUUUCUUACCGAUAUAUUCCAUCCCGUGUUCGCAAUCACCCCUUCCAGGAGGUGCAUUGUUGUGAAAGAGGAUCUCCUGUGCAACGGCGAAGGAAGCUGUCGACGAAAAUGUGGAGGAAUUGGGGACUGCAUUGUUGAUUGUCCGAAGAAGACCGAACGGGCCAAGAUGGGCCACCGCUGCUCCUUCAAAGUUCUCCUCACCAUGCAUUCCGACCAGAUAGGUAUGUGGGAGGUGAAACUGAUAGGAAGCCACGUGGAGCCGGAGUACGCGUGGGUGCCACCCAUAAAGAAAGUCAAAUGGAGAAAGGUUCAUUCCCACACAAAGGCACUGAAGAAGGCUCUCCAACACAGAAAGAAUUCAGUUCUGCAAUUCGAUUGGCCCCUGAAACCAAAUUUUGCAGCUGAAAAGAAAGAAACCACAGAAUUCUUGAUCCAGACAAAUUCCUUUGAGAAGUCGACCCCGUUAACCAUGGAGUCCAGCAACCUCUGCGGACUAUCGUCUUCACAGCUGAGCCAGAUUCAGUCCCAGAUGUUCGUCCAGAAAGAAGAGGCAGCCUUCGAAGAAUUUCCGACCAACAACGACCAAAUGGACAACUGCAACAGCAGCCCCUCGGGCCAACUGCCCAUAUAUUCCACUGCCGGCCCCACCGCGGCCAAUCAGAACUCUAUGGUGUACCAGAAGGUGGAACUCUGCGAUGACUACGAUGAUUAUUAUAUAGAUAGUGGUCAUCAGCAUGGUGGUGGUGGUGGUCAUGGCGGAGGGAGUGGUAUUGGUGCUGGUGGCGGCGGUGGUAGUAAUGUUGUUGAUGAUUGUGGUAUUGUUGUUAGUGGCGGCGGCGGUGGUGGGGUUGUUGAUGAUGAUGAAGAUGACAAUAACGAAGAUGAUGACACUGCUGAUGACGGAUAUUCCAGCAUCAUUAAUAUGAAUUUCAAUGGAAUCCGCAACACCAACAACAACAACAACUUCAUUGUCAACAACAGCAACAUCAAGACCGGCAGCGGCAAUGGCAGCAGCAACGCCGUGGCGUCGGCUGCUUCCUCCGCUGCUGCUGCCGCCGCGGCCGGGAUGGUCCGGCUGCUACCGCUGUCGUCGGCUUCCACUGCGUCUUCGGCAGCAGCGGCCGCUGCAGCCGCUUCUGCCGCUGCCACCGCGAUGGACUUCUCGGAGGCGGCGGCGGUCGGGAAAAGCGGCAGAAUUGGCGUCGGCGGGGUUGGCGGUUUGGAAGAGGUGGUGGAGGAGAGUCUGAGCUUUGAGGAACACCUCUUGGACUUCCAUCGUGCCGAACACGAACAACGGAUGGCGUUUAUGUCGCAGGAACAUCUUGCCAAAAUGGAGGUGAUCGCUUUGGAGAAAGACAUUGCUCUGUUGAAGAGACAGAAACUGGUCAACGAACUCGGCGCCAGUCUCAAGAAAUGUGACAAUAUUCUCUUGACAGAGCAAUGACACACAUGCACACACGUUCAUACAUUCAUACACAUAGACAGUUAUACACACACACACACACAGAUAUAUACAACACAUAUAUACAUGUGUGUAUACAGAUACUUAAGGUUUGUUAUACACAUA
This is a messenger RNA of Octopus sinensis (East Asian common octopus), 3301 nucleotides long. RefSeq lists its product as uncharacterized. Bases 1016 to 3178 code for a protein of 720 amino acids. The transcript has 6 exons. The record is from RefSeq and is a predicted model, not a curated record. Lineage: Eukaryota; Metazoa; Mollusca; Cephalopoda; Octopoda; Octopodidae.